CUAAAUUUAGUAAGGGUGAGAUAUAGAAAGAUUAAGAUUUUUGGUUCUUGUUUUCACAAUAUAAAACGAUAUUUUUGGCCUACAAAAUAAUUUAAUACUGUUGUAAAUACGAAUUCUUAUUAAAAUGUCAACAGUGUCCUCUCCCGUUUAACAAAAAUCCAAUUUUCUAAGGUGUGAGGGUCUGUGUGUUGUAUGUUAUCAACGGUUUUACAAGCUACAGGUGCGCUGCUUCCUGCCUGCCAUAUUUGUCUAUCGCGGUGACGUCAGCGAGCAUCCAAACGCUCUGGUCUCGCGGCCGUCUCCCCCCCCUCACCAUGACAACGGCACAUUCUAGCAUCGUCACAGGACGAGCCGUUACCUCCUCCGCUCAGGAUACAGAUGUACAGACGAUUAUUAUGUAAAAAUAUGGUGUUUUAUGGAGGUUUAAUGGAGGUUUUUUAAUGUAGGAAGGCUGUUUUUAGCUGCUUAGGACCCUCAUGCGUCGGAGACCAGCCGGAGGCAGAGGGAGACGCCGUUUAGCUCCGUGAACAACAUGGCUCUGCUUCAGCAUCCCCGGCUACUGCUCGCCUCCUGUGUGGUGCUGUUGUCCGCGGUCCGACCCACCGACGCUCGGUCCUCUCCGAUAUCCGACCUCAAAUCUAAAAUAUCAGGGGUGGAGGAGCUCCUGGAGGAGUUCCGCAAGCAGCUCCAGCAGGACCAGCCCUACAGGGCGACCGACGUGAUUGACUCCUGCGUGGGCGACUUCGACGCCGUCGGGGAGCGUAUCAUCCGGGCCAGGGCCUCCAUCGAGCAGGGGGCCACCUUCCUGCUAGCCCCGGAGAGGGUGUACACCUGGAAGGACUGCCUGCACGCCUGCUGCUCCCAGCCCCACUGCACCGUGGCGGUGGUCCAGGAGGACCCGAGGCAGCCCGGUGACAGCCUCAGCUGCUACCUGUUCAACUGCACCUACAGGAAUAAAAAUGUCUGCUCCUUCGCUCCGCAGCAGGUUACCACGUACAGCCGGGCUCCCAACACGACGCAGGGACACCUCCCUGUUUCAUCCGGCGGCUCGGCCCGGAGGCCCGGGGAAGGGCUGCCUGAUGAGGAUGAUGCACAAGAGGUGGAUGAGCCUCCUCGCAGUGACGCUGGGCAGGACGUGGUGAUCCAGCUGCCCACAGACUGGGCUGUUCUGGACGGCCGGGACAGUGUGGACGACCAUGGGAUCAGCCACUAUGAAUGGACCCUGGUUAAAGGGGACACGGCCAUCAACAUGAAGGCGACUCAUCCGGGCUUGUUGAAGAUUAGCGGUCUCCAGGAGGGCGUCUACACCUUCCAGAUGACGGUGACCGACACAGGCGGUCAGAAGAGCUCCGACAACGUCUCCGUCACCGUCCUGGCACCAAAACACCAAGCAGAAGUGUGCACAGGUCACUGCUCAAACUACCAGUUCAAAUGUGAUGACGGCUGCUGUAUUGACAUCACCUACGCCUGUGAUGGGAAGCAGCACUGUCCGGACCGCUCUGACGAAGACUUCUGCCCAAACUUUGACGGCAGCAGGAAGUCAGUGACCCACCCCGUCGACCUGCCCAGCCCUCGUCAGCCUGUGGCCCAGACGGAGGAGGCCAAGGACGGCUCCGUGCCCAGGAAGACCGUGGAGAACGUCGCACCACCUCAGGACAGGACCAAGACCAAUCCUCCAGAAAAUCCCAGUCAACAGAAAGCUUCAGUCAGUCAAGAUCCAUGUGCAGCAGCUCCAGUCGUAGGACCCUGUAAAGGAACCUUCCCACGCUGGUACUACGACCAAAACGCCGGAGAAUGCAAACACUUCCUGUACGGAGGCUGCCAGGGCAACCAUAACAACUUCCUCCAGGAGUCCGACUGUGUCAGUGAAUGUAUACAAAAAAGUCCGGCUUUCAAACCAGCAACUGUGGCUCCUCCUGUCACCAAACAGACUGAGAUAGCUGCUCCUAAAGUCUCCCAGAAACAAGCAGAGAGCGACGUCCCCAUCUCAAAACCAUUCCCAGUGAUGGGAGGACAUCCAGUCCCAGAGUCAGGUGCCAUCCUCCCUCUGGCUCUCGGACUAAUCAUCACCGCCCUGCUGCUGCUCAUGAUCGGCUGCCGUCUCAGACUCGUUCGCCACAAGCUGAAGAAAGCCCGACCCCUCACCACGGAGGAGUCAGAUUACCUCAUCAACGGCUGGAAACGUCCCAACUCUCUGCUGUCAUGAACGUUUCUCAACACCUGCACACUGAACCUCUCUGACUGGUAAAUCUGCUGCUGAUACACACUGCUGUCAAAACCAAUGACACAUAGUCAGACGCUUGCAAGUCCAUACUUAUGUUGUCUUAAGAAAUUAUGAAAUAUCAACAUUCCUACUUCUUCUAUACUCCCCCAAUGACUUCUGGGAUUCCUUUUGUCAAAAUCAUUUUCAGUCCUCAAAUUGGUUACUUUGAUAUUUUUCAUUUUCCUGAUUAGUGCUGCAUAAAAAUAUGUUGUAUUUCUGCCACUGGAUGGCACUGACGUACCAUAUUUAUGCUGUAGAGUGAAACUGAAAUGAAAACAGAAGUGUUAAUAUGUUGGAGUGCCUGCUGUUAAAGUGUCCCAGAAUAAGAGAAAGCCAUAGUAAAUUCAAAUUCUGUCAUAUUCCACUCCUGCCUGAGUCUGAUGCAUAUUUUUCUUUAUACCAAGCAAACAUUUGUGGAGUAUAUAAUUGUAUUUACGCACAUGUAUUCCCUCCAAGUGCUGUCUUUCACAUGAGAUAUUAAAGUUUAUUAUAUAUCAAAAAA
This is a messenger RNA of Lates calcarifer (barramundi perch), 2765 nucleotides long. RefSeq names its product low density lipoprotein receptor-related protein 11 (gene lrp11). NCBI's taxonomy places the organism in Eukaryota, Metazoa, Chordata, Actinopteri, Centropomidae. The record is from RefSeq and is a predicted model, not a curated record. Gene Ontology annotation, molecular function: serine-type endopeptidase inhibitor activity; protein binding.